Megalobrama amblycephala (Wuchang bream) is the source of this 1035-nucleotide messenger RNA. It is a transcript of the gene fam151b, whose product is annotated as family with sequence similarity 151 member B. The transcript is spliced from 6 exons. Lineage: Eukaryota; Metazoa; Chordata; Actinopteri; Cypriniformes; Xenocyprididae. The coding region runs from base 103 to 1017 and encodes 304 amino acids. The record is from RefSeq and is a predicted model, not a curated record.
AAUGCUUCAUGCUACCGGUUUCAGUUACGUUUAGGUUUAAAAGUAUUAGCUGUCGUAAAGUAAAUGGUAUGUUCGCAUAAAAAUAGUUAUUUAUAAUGAUACAUGGGUUUAGUUAGACGUAAAUGGUACCGUUUUGUAUUAUGUGCUACAAUUAUUGCUUUUUUGAUCGCUUGUUACCUCAAAUUUCAGUCACUGUUAAACUCCAAAGUCGUAGGAUCAAUGAGCGAACACACACUGGAAUAUUUCCUCAACAAGGGGACGAUACAAAGAAAAGAUGCUGCUGAUAUUGAAUGGUAUCAUGCAGCAAACAGCAAGAGCAAACUCAUAGAGGCAAUUCGAGGUUCUGCACAGAUGAUUGAAGCAGAUGUUCUUCUCAGGGGUCAAGAUCCAAAAGAGCCCAUUAUGGCUCACCCGCCUGACAAUGACAGUGAUAUAACUCUGCAGGACUGGCUUAAAGAAGUUGUGAAAUCAGAUAAAGGAAUAAAAUUGGACUUCAAAAGUCUCGCAGCUGUAUCCCGAUCCAUGAUUCUACUCGAAGAAGUCCGAGAUCAGCUGCAGGGACCUGUGUGGAUCAAUGCUGAUGUUCUUCCUGGCCCUGGUGGCAAAGCCACCCCUUUGGACCCUCAUGUUUUUCUACAGGAAGUGGCUCAAAGAUCAGAAAAUGAUGUUCUCUCUUUGGGUUGGACCACUGGAUGGGAUGUAAAUGUAGACAAUCAUGGCUAUAGCUGGGAGAUGGUUCAUCAGAUGGAAGAAUUAUGCAGAUCCCUAAAGCAACCAGUCACAUUUCCAGUCCGUGCAGCUCUCAUUCCUGUGUCCUUCCCACAGUUCCAGUGGCUUUUAGAGUGUUCAGACCGGUACAGCCUGACUGUAUGGACGGGCAAGGAUGAUGUUCUUAAUGUGGAAGAUCUGUUGCCCUACAGGCAAAACUUCAGUGAAACCAGGAUCUACUAUGAUCUGUUAGAAUCACAGUUCAAACUGUUUAAAGGACUACCUGGCUACUCCUACAAAAGCAAUUAAACUUACUGACAUUAGCUA